AUGGCUUCCGCAAUUGUUACCGGCGCCACAGGCAUCACCGGCAGUGCCAUUGUGCAUCACCUCCAGAAGGACUCCUCGUAUAAGAAAGUCUACGCGCUUUCCAGGAGCGACCCUGGCUACAAGGACCCCAAGCUUCAACAUGCAGCAAUCGACCUCCAGGGCUCCGCAGACGAUAUGACAAAGACACUCUCGGGGAUUUCUGCAGAAUACGUCUAUUUCUGCGCCUACAUGGCGCAUGACGACCCCCAGGAACUAUGCCGCAUCAACGGAACCAUGAUCUCGAACUUUAUCCAAGCUCUUGAGAAGACAGGCGCCAUCAACAGCCUCAAACGAUUUGUCUUGACCUGCGGCUUUAAGCAGUAUAGCGUGCACCUCGGCAAUGCUAAGCAGCCAUUCCUCGAAAGCGACCCUGUUUUAGAGGGCGAGGUCGGCGGAGAAACGUGGCCCCCCAACUUCUAUCUCACCCAGCAACGUAUUCUGGCUGAGGCCGCAGCCCGCAGCAAAAACCAGUGGGACUGGGUUGUCACCCUUCCGCAAGACGUUCUGGGAUUCGCUCGCGGAAACUUCAUGAAUGAAGCCACCGCCCUGGGCCUGUAUUGUACUGUCUCAAAGGCCCUUCCAGGUUCUGAGCUUCCCUUCCCCGGCUGCAAGGCAGGUUACUUCGCAUUCAACACAUGGACAUCCGCAAACCUGCACGCCAAGUUCUGUCUCUGGGCGUCAACAGCCAAGGGUGCAGGAAACAACAUCUUCAACGUCAUAAACGGCGACACAGAAUCCUGGCAGGAUCUCUGGCCGCGCCUCGCUAAGCGCUUUGGCUGCAAGAUUCCCAAUCCAAUGUUCCCUAACGGCGGGACCGCAGAUAGUAAAGGCUACAAAGAUUUCGAGCCCUCUACAACGCGCAUGCCCAACAAACACCCUCUAACUGCCCGCGCCGCAGACCUGGGUGUUUCCUCCGACCCCUCAAAGGAGGAAUCUCCGACACUCUUCUGCCAAAUUAACCCGGAGAAGUGGGCCGCGCGGGAUGAUGUCAAUAAGACCUGGGCACAGGUACGGGACAAGUAUGGCCUUGACCAGAAGGCUUGGGAGAAGGCAACCUGGGACUUCUUGACUUUUGCUCUGGGGAGGGACUGGAGCUGUGUGGGUACUAUGAGUAAGGCUAGGAAGCUGGGGUGGACUGGGUAUGCGGAUACUUGGGAUGAAUUGGUGGAUGUCUUUGAGACGCUCGAGAAAGAGGGUAUUCUUCCACCUGCAGAGCGGUUGAAGGGUGAUUUCUGA
Aspergillus mulundensis is the source of this 1275-nucleotide messenger RNA. Its product is annotated as SDR family oxidoreductase. NCBI's taxonomy places the organism in Eukaryota, Fungi, Ascomycota, Eurotiomycetes, Eurotiales, Aspergillaceae. Bases 1 to 1275 code for a protein of 424 amino acids. The record is from RefSeq and is a predicted model, not a curated record. The transcript has 2 exons.